This is a messenger RNA of Punica granatum (pomegranate), 1748 nucleotides long. The record is from RefSeq and is a predicted model, not a curated record. NCBI's taxonomy places the organism in Eukaryota, Viridiplantae, Streptophyta, Magnoliopsida, Myrtales, Lythraceae.
UCUUAUGAGGAUGGGGGUAGGGGUGGGGGUAAGUGCGUGAAUUCGAUUGUUGUGAGGGAGAGAAAGUCUUCCCCUUCCGCACCUUUCCCUCCCUCCAAUUCUUCCGAAACUAUGCUGCCGCCGCCGCCGCCGCCGCUGCUGCUGCAAGAAUCUAGGGUUUCGGUGCUUUCUUUGAUUCUCUCUUCUCCACUCUUAAUAGCCUCUACGAUCCGCAGCUAGAUCGCAGGAGAGUCUUACAGCUGCGAAGAACAUCUGGUAUGUUUACUUCUGGGUCUAGGGGAUUGGGGCUUCCUUCUUUGGUUUUGGGAGGUUGUGCCUAAGAUGGAGGAGGUUGAAGAAGCGAACAGGGCAGCUGUGAAGAGCUGCCACAGAGUGCUCAACCUCCUGUCCGAUCAGACUCAGUCUCAGUCUCAGUGGAGAAACUUGAUGGUGGAGACUGGAGAAGGUGUGUUUAGGUUCAAGAGAGUGAUCUCCCUUCUCAACAAAGGCCUCGGUCAUCCCAGAAUUAGGAAGUUGAACAGACUUCACCACCCCCCGUUGCCCCUAAGCAUCCUGUUAGACAGCUCUCUUACAAGCACUGACCCUUCGCGAUUGAAUAAUCUCCAUUUCUUAUUACCUUCUUCCACUUACCCCGUGAGCUACCCCGCUGGAAGCUCACUCCAAGAACUCCGUUCCCACCCCAAAGGGUCGUUUUUCCCGACUCUGGAGUUGAGCUCCAACGGCCCAGGUGGGAAAAGCCCUCUCCAGUUUGGCCAGCUGCACCCAGGACCAUCACCGGCACAACUCCACUUCCUCCAGCAGCAGAAACUUCAGCACAUGUACGGAAGCAGCAACAGCGGCAUAAGCUUGAAUUUCGACAGCUCUAGCUGUACUCCCACCCCCACCCCCACCCCCCCCAUGUCCUCCACCAGAUCCUUCAUCUCGUCCCUCAGUAUGGAUGCAAGUGUUGCUAAUAUGGACGCGAGUUCCUUCCAUUUGAUUGGGGCUGCUCGAACCUCUGACCAGAACUCGCACCACAAGAGGAAGUGUUCUGGCAGGGGAGAGGACGGGAGUGUUAAGUGCAGCAGCAACAGUAGGUGCCAUUGCUCCAAGAAAAGGAAACAUAGGGUGAAGAGAUCAAUUAAGGUGCCUGCUGUUAGCAACAAGCUCGCUGAUAUCCCCCCCGAUGAUUAUUCAUGGAGGAAAUACGGGCAAAAGCCCAUUAAGGGCUCUCCUCACCCUAGGGGAUACUACAAAUGUAGCAGCAUGAGAGGAUGUCCUGCGAGGAAGCAUGUCGAGAGGUGCUUGGAAGACCCUUCAAUGCUCAUAGUCACUUACGAAGGUGAACAUAACCACCUGCGAGUGCUUUCCCAAUCUGUUGAUAACUGAGCCAGAAAGGAAUGGUAACGAGGAAGAAAGGAAAAGAGCUUUACCUGUAAAUCAUCGUGAUGAUGGUGGUGAUCCGUUUGCAAUUGCUCCUGUACAUAUUUUAUUUUGUUGUGAUUUCAGCCAUGGCAUGUCAAUGAUAGAGCAUUGAAUAGUUCACAGGCCCCAAGAAAUGGCGCGGGGCCGACUUUACCAUCGGUCGGGUUAGCUUAACGCUGCGGCCUGACUUCACAGUACUCGAAAUAGGAGUCAGGGGUUACUUUUGUUCUAAUGUUGUAAAAGCUAUCUAAUCUUUUGUUUUAUAUGGAGCCCCUGUUUUGUGUAAAACUAAAUUAUCAAAUGCUAUAGUCAGUUGAAGGGUCUGGUUAGUUCUUUUUGCUUCC